AUGGGUGAUGUUCUGUUAACUUUAGUUUUACACCAUGGGUGCAAGUUUGUUUGGAAGCCCUUUGUGGAGUACAUUGGAGGACAUAUAAAUGUAUGGGAAAAUGUAGACAUUGACAAACUCUCCAUUACAAUGCUUAAAGAGUAUUUUGAAGAGUAUGGGUACACUGAGGAUGAUUACAAGAGGUCACUAGAGUUUUAUUAUGAGCACAAUCUUGAGCAGAAGAGAGUGGCUGCUAGAAAUGAUGAGGCUAGAGUUGUGGGUAGAGUGGCACCUACUGAGACUCCAAAUAAUAGAAAAGGGCUUGUUGAUGAACAUGAAAGUCACUGUGAAGCUGAAGAUGAAGAUGUUGAGGGUGAGGAUGCUGAUGAUGAAAAUGUUGUUGAUGAUCAAGACGCUAAGGGUGAGGAUGCUGAUGAUGAAGAUGCAUUGGCUGGUAUAAAUGAUGAGGCAAGUUCUUCCCAAAGAGGACAAACAAAGUGGAAGGCAUGUAACCUACCAAUCAAUGGGCUGGUUCAUGAAAAUGAAAAGGCUGAGUUUCAUGCAAGGCAAGAGGUGCAGGACAAUGAAUUGAACUUUGUUGAUUGUGAAUACCACUUCGAAGAGUUGAACAAUGGCAAAGUGUCUGAUAGUGAAGAUGAUGAGGCAAGCCACCUGAGUUUAAUAAAGAUGCACGUUUUGGUCAAGUGCAUAUACGAUUGA
Molecule: messenger RNA, 699 nt
Organism: Punica granatum (pomegranate)
Lineage: Eukaryota; Viridiplantae; Streptophyta; Magnoliopsida; Myrtales; Lythraceae
Source: RefSeq, a predicted model, not a curated record